UGUUUGAAUAGUAUAAUGGAAAAUGUGAAAAAGUAAAUAUUUUUAUAUGUAUGUUCGACACUUACCCCCAUUGCUUUCUUGUGUGCUUCAUCAAUCAAAGAAAAGGGCUAAGCAAAAACUGUUUUCAUCACUUUGAUUUCUUUGCUUCAUUUUGAAGAUUAUCCUUGAGCUAGAUAGGGUUCUGUGCAACUUGUUUAACAAUGUUGUUGGUGAUUUGAAAUUCAAAAGCAGUUUUGAUUUCAUCUUGGAGAAUGUAUGUGUUGUCUUGGUUGAUAGAGGAAAUUCCAAAAGCAGUUUUGAUUUCAUCUUGGAGAAUGUAUGUGUUGUCUUGAUUGAUAGAGGAAGAUGGCAAACAAGUAAAGCUUUUCAAUUCUUUUAACUCAAUUGAUGAUCAACUUUAAAUGAAUUCGGUAAAAAAACAAAAUUGUAAUUUAGUAAGAUAUGUGUAGUUUGAUUGUAGUGUUAUUUAGUUGUAAUAUUGCCCUCUUACUAUCUGUUGUUUGUUACUACCUAUUGUCUUUUGUACUUUUAUUGUGUCUAUUUCUAGUUUGUUUAUGUCUUGAGCGAGGGUCUACUGGAAACAACAUCUUGGCUGAGGUAGAUUAAGGUAUGGUACACUCUACUCUCCCCCGAACUUCAAUCUGUGGGAACACUUGGUAUGUUGUUGUUAUUUAGUAAGAUAGACUGCAAAUGAGUGAGUUUUUGGGAGGAAAUGCAAUGCAAGUCUUAACCACUAUGAAGUUAAUGAUUCCCUUAUCACUUGUUGCUUGAAUUGAUGGGUGCCGUAAUACAUUUUAUCAGGUCCUGGUAUAGCAACUUGUCAAGGUGUCCACAAAAAGCUUUAAGGAAGUUACAUUAGUGUAGAAUCCGUUGAAGAUAAUGCAGAACAUCUUUUUAAAAAAAAAAAAGAAGUUGGGGAUAGAGGAAGGAGAUAACAAGGUGGAGAAUUGAACCCUCACUAUCCAACUUACUGAGCUACUAAGAUUAUCCCAAAGAAGAACAUCUUAUUAAUUCCACUUACAAAAAAAUGUUGUGAUGAAGUAAUAAUCUUGUUAAUGUGGGUAAACUUCCGUGUAGAAGUAAUACACCAAAAAGUAGAGAAACCAACAAACUGUCAGAGAGAUUAACCAAAAACAGGAGGUUAUUCUUCAAAUAUAUAAACUUAUCAUGAACUCUUCCAUGCUCUCCUUCCAAAGGAUCCAUAUAAGGGCUACAUAGGCUAUCUCUCGUGUCCUAUGUAUUCUUGCUUUCUUCUAAGGUCAUCUGUCUAACAGGUCCUUUACUGUGCCCAACAUUAUCCACUGUACGUGCUCAGGACCAGCUUCCAUUCACCACAAUUGGGUAACACAUGAAAAUGCAGCAGUAGGUUGUCCAGAUAUUUACGGAUCUAUACAUAAAGCACCAUCCCGUACAUUAGUAUUAUUCCUGUUUUUUGUGUUUUUAGAUUUAUUUGUUACUACCGCUUGUUUCUAUAGCCUUGAUCAUUGUAUCAUCUUAUUGUUUUUUUAGUUUGUUCCUGCUUCUUUCUUUUGCAUCUUUCUUUGAGCCGAGAGUCUAUAUGAAACAGCCUCUCUACCUUCAAGUAAUUUGUAACUAUAUAGGCACUUUCUGGAUGCUGUGUUAGUAAUACAACUACAUUUUGACUAUCAGUGAAGAAAUAAUAAUGUGAAAUCAUCCAGUCUGAUCGAAACACAAAGCAUAAGUUUUAGCUUCUUUCGUUGUAAUUGACUGUAUGGAUAUCCCUAGCAGUUUUUUGUAACUUUUGGUUUUGGUACCUUCUUGGUACUUAAGUCACUAAACCUUAACCUCAUCAAAAGAAAAAAAAAAAAAAGAGAUAGCAUCUUUACCAUCCAGAAAACAAAACCUAUAAGUGCAGGUUUAGAAUCACCAUUCCAUUGAAGUUGUGAAACAAUUCACAGUUCCAGAAAAUCUUAGUUAUUGACAAGAAUCACCAAAAUACAACAUAUGAGAGCAAAGAAAUACUAUGGAAGAAACACAACUGACAUAAAACUUAUGUCGUAGUAGAGAUGUAGAUCAUAAUGAAGAUAUAUUCAUUGUUAACAGUCCAUGUUAAGUUGGGGCAUUCAAAUUAUGCAUUCAAAACAAUAGAAAGAGAGUUAAAUAUUUUAAGCUGUGAUAGAAGUUUUCCUGAACUGUAUGCUUGCAUAAAUGGGAUCAGUUACCACCUUUUUAUAUGGAUAUCCAAGAGAAUUUCUGCAUUUCUGGAAUUGUUGAAUUUUAGUUGCAUCCAAUGAAAUGUCUUAUUAAUUUUGUAAUGGCUAAAAUCAUUUUUCAAGCUUUUUUAACAAUCAGUAGUCAUGGAUGUUUAUGCAAUUAUGCUACAUCGGCGGAUCAAAUAGUGCAGUUGUAUAAAGCAUAGUGCAAUUGGCACCUAAUGUUUUUAUAGCUGCUUUCACUGAUAGUUUGUUUUACUCCUUUUCUUUUCACAGAAACCUUUUUUCAUGACUGCAAAAUUUCAUGUCGCCAUAUGCCAUCAGGAAGACGUUCUUUAAUGGAUUUGGAACCUGCCUACAAGAUGGAGAGCAUAAGAGCAGUCCAAGAUAUUCAGCAUGAAUUUUGGCCUCUUGAUGAAAUAAAUGGAGAGAAUGCUAAGUUCCCCUGUUGUUUAGUUUGGACUCCUCUACCAGUAGUCUCAUGGUUGGCACCUUUCAUUGGACAUGUAGGAAUAUGCAGAGAGGACGGUUCUGCCGUGGCCUUUUCUGGUUCCAACUUUAUUAACAUUGAUGAUUUUGCAUUAGGUUCUGUGGCCAAAUACCUUCAACUAGACAGAAAACAGUGCUGCUUUCCACGAAACCUUGCUGCACACACAUGUAAGCAUGGCUAUAAACACACAGAGUUUGGGUCUGCAAUUACUUGGGAUGAUGCCAUCCAAUCAAGCGUUCGUCAUUUUGAGCACAAAUCGUACAAUAUAUUCACUUGCAACAGCUAUUCUUUUGUUGCUAAUUGCCUGAACAGGCUCUGCUAUGGAGGAUCAAUGGAUUGGAACAUGAUCAAUGUUGGUGCUCUUUUAUUGUUCAAAGGACAUUGGGUUGACAACAUGUCAAUCUUGAGAUCAUUUUCACCUUUUAUGCUAGUUGUAUGCUUUGGCAUUUUCAUGGUGGGAUGGCCUUUUAUGGUAGCAUUAUUGGCUUUCUCACUUCUUCUUUUAGCAUGGUUUAUUUUUGGUACUUACUGUCUCAAAAAUCUGUUGGAUUCCUAGGUUUCUUGUAUCACACUGCUACAAGAUUAAAAUUUGUUAAUCCUUAAUAUGUGAAGAACCCCAUAGACUUUGAUAACUCUGCACUCUAAAGUCACAAGUGUAGUGGAAUUUGGACAAUAUCAAGUUACCUAAUAGAUAUUCACUUUGAUUCAAUUUAUGA
This is a messenger RNA of Solanum lycopersicum (tomato), 3380 nucleotides long. The record is from RefSeq and is a predicted model, not a curated record. NCBI's taxonomy places the organism in Eukaryota, Viridiplantae, Streptophyta, Magnoliopsida, Solanales, Solanaceae.